UGGUUGUUCACUACCGUAUCGUCAUCUCCAGCACGGUAGAUGGCGAUAAUGCGUCUUAACGUUGGAUACAACCUGCAAAACAAAAUCGAAGAAGAAGAAGAAGAAGAACGAACGUUUGCAGAGGCAGUUUCUUCCGUUUGAGGCAGAACAAAGUAAUGUAACGUAGCUUCCUUUAGUUUGGAUGAAAGCUGAGCUCCAGCUACCCAGGAACUGUCUAAGGAAUAUCAGGAAAGAAGCUAAAAACAGCGACAUGGAGACGGCAGCUCAGACUGUGGCGGAGAGCUUCAGAAAGAGAAAUUUCUGAAGCAGCUAAGACGAAGAUAAGGUGCGACACAUCAUGGAGGCUGGUUUCAACCCCACGGUUCUGCUGGACGGGUUAGAUGUUAAGCAGAUACUGAUGGUUAAAGAAGAAGCUCCUGAAGACCACAGAUCUGUUGCUGAGCUGCAUGACCCAAACGCGCACCAGAUAAAGGAGGAGCAGGAAGAAAUUUGCAUCAGCCUGGGAAGAGAGCAGCUUAACAAGAAGGAGGAGAUUGAUGUCAUCAGGUUUACAGUCUCUACGACUCCUACAAAGAGUGAGGAUGAAAAACAGUCCAUUCUGCUCUCACAGAAUCUUUAUCACGACCAAAUUAAAGGCAGAGAUCUUUCAGAAGAGAAUGAUGAAGGUGAGUCCAUCAAGAUUGAAGAAAUCGAACCAUCGCCACAAUCUUCUGAGACUGAAGAUUCUGAGAAUGACGAAGAGGACGAUGAUGUAAACCAUGUCUCUGAGAGGAAACACUUGUCAGAUUCUGGACUGAGAACUAAUGGCAAGAGCAACGCCUGGAAGUCAAAUGGAGACAUUCUUAACAAAUCUUUUAGCUCAUUUGAGUUUGAUGUUCACAGUUACUCUCUUCAGACUGACGGGACACAUUCACAAAUAGGGUCUUCAAGCUCAGUUGAUAAUAGUAAAUGUUUUACAGAAGAGAAAAAUGCAGAUUCACAAAGUAAAGUACAGACGGAAGGGAAGUUUAGCUGCGAAGACUGUGGAAAAACAUUUGCUAGAAAAAAUACUUUAAACAGACAUAAGAGAACCCACACAGGACAGAAACCUUUCUGUUGUGAUGUUUGUGGACAACGAUUUAACCUGAAACAAACUUUAAACAUACACAUGAGAAUCCACACGGGACAGAAACCUUUCUGUUGUGAUCUCUGUGGACAAAGUUUUAGCCAUAAAUCAACUUUAAUCAGACACAGGAGAGUCCACACUGGAGAGAAACCUUUCUGUUGUGACUUUUGUGGACAAAGAUUUACAGAUAAAGGAAGUUUAAACACACACAGGAGAAUCCACACUGGACAGAAACCUUACUGUUGUGAUCUUUGUGGCCAAAGAUUUAGACAGAAAUUACAUGUAAACAUACACAUGACAGUCCAUACAGGACAGAAGCCUUACUGUUGUGAUAUUUGCGGGAAAAGACUUGGCCAUAAAGUAAGUUUAAGCACACACAUGAGAAUUCACACAGGACAGAAACCUUUCUGUUGUGAUAUUUGCGGACAAAGAUUUAGUCAAAAAUCUAAUUUAAAUACACACAUGAGAAUUCACAUAUCAGAAACCUUUCUGCAGUGAUAUUUGUGAGCAAAGAUUUAGCCAUAAAUCACUUGUAAACAUACACUUUGUGUCUCCACACACAACGGAAAUCUUUCUUUUUGAUUGCACGAUUUGGCAAAAAACAAAGUUUAAACACAAAUAUAAGAAUCCGCAAAAGGAUAGAAACUUUUCUGUUGUGGACAAAGAUUUAGACAGAAAUCACAUAUAAACACACACGCAUGAAAACUCACCCUGGAAGAGAAAUACUUGAACUUCAUUGUUGCAGUUGGCUGUGAAAUAUUUCCACGUCAUUAACUGGUUUCAGCAGUUAAUGUUCGUAUUUCAGACUUAGGGCUGGGCAAUAUUUUUUGAAACGCGUAUCACAAUAUAACCAUUUCAUAUCACAAUAAUUAUUGAUUAGUUGUUUGGUUUAAAUAUUCAUAAUACCGCCUAACUGGUGAUGUGACCUUUCCUCUUGAGUGGUUGUUCUCAUGUCCUUUCUCUCCAAGUUGUGCUUUUUUAUUUUUAAGGAUUUAUGGGAAACGGUAGCAAAACUUGAAAGUGCUCCCACACACUGAAACAGACCGUGUGUAUUCUGUGAAAUGUCUACUGAGAUUGUAUUGCUGAGCGCAGCAAUUGCCUAUAUUUCUUGUGACAGAUUAAUUCAUUUGCCACAACCUGAAUGAAUAAUACCAAUACCAAGCUAGAUGGACAACUAGGCCUCUUUCUUCUCCACCAGGGCAUCCAUCGCACAACUGCCAGUGGGAGUCACGGUACUGCGACUGGUGUCUACUGGACGUUUUUUCUAUUGAUGCUGAUCACAUGUCUAUCACAAUAGACAUUGUUUCAUUGUCCAGCCCUAUUCAAUCUUCAAACACUUUAUAUAAAUCACUGAUUUGCUCAGUUGUGUAAUUGGUGGUUUCGUUGACGGGCAUGUUUUAUUAAUUGUGAUUUAUCUAUUGUUCAGAUUGAGUUGUAGUACAGGUGUGUUUUCAGUUUAUGUAAAUAGUUUGGUUGUUUCAGAACGAGAAUUGGAGCACUUCUUGGUAACUGAGUUGACUAUGACUUCCUCUGUACUGCAGAGUAUUCUUCACUCAAGAUAGCCGAAGCUCUUCCCAAAGUAAAACAUCAACAGGACAAAGAUCCUCAUCAUAGAGGCAAAUCUAAAAAGAAUUUGAUUUAAAAAUUUUGUCCUCUUGAAAUUACUGGAAUCUCAUCAGACCUCAACAAAAUGAAUUGGAGAAAAAAAAAAGCCCAAGAUUUUAUUUUUGUGUCUGCCUUUAGUUGUCUGAACCCCCAGAUUGGCGUUCAUGCCAAAACUUCCAGGUCCUCCUGGAAGUUUCCUCCUUCUGGGACAAUUUUUCCUUUCCAUUGUCACUUUUGAACAUCCAGCAAUGAGGGUCUGAAACUGACUUAUGGAUGGUGUAAGGACCAUCAGUCCCACAAUCCACUACAUUAACUCACUUUCAGUUUCAGCAGGAAAAUUAGAAACUCUGGUCAUGCUGCAUUCCAGUUACUUUGUAUCUGGGGUCUUGCAGCCGGGUUUGACGUCUGACCUGAGGUAGCAGCAUUCUGGUUACAACUGAGUUAUAUGUUUCUUUUUGGUUUUGUUUACUUUUAAUUUAUAGUCUGUGUCUUUGCUCUUUUUACCGGAACAACCUCAUCUUCUGUCCCUGGUUUGUGAAGUGGUUUUCAGAUGCGUAUCUCUGUGGCAUGCUGUGAAAUUAAACUCCAAGAAAAAAAUGCAGCAACCUCCUCCUGAAAAUUGCUGUUGUGUUUUUUUUUUUUUUUUUAGCUUUUGAUCCUGAUUGGGGUGCAGCUCUUUGUGGAAGACGAACCAAUGUCCAGAAAAUAGUUGGAAAACUGUCACUGGCCGCCUUUAGGUUCUACAUUUGGUGGAGUUUGUUCCCAGCAUUUGGCCAGAUGUUCAGGUUCCUCCUAUGAAUUUGUUGUUCUCCCCCACAGCUGUUGGUUUGGGGACAGACACCUUCUGAUGUUUCCAAUCUUCUGCCAGAGGAGCACUGUCUCACCUUUGUACACAGAAUGGACAUUUGCACAAGUGGAAACCUCUCUUGUAUCCAUCCAUACUGCAAAUGGACGGUCGUGAUCCCUUUGAAUGGAACCUCUCGGUGACCCUUGAUGCAGAGCAUUUUCUGUGGUUGUAGGAAAACCAACUCUCCCUAGCCGGGAAACUCCCAAAGGCCCGAAUCAGAAACUGUUGGAGUCGGUAUCAGAGAGUAGCUUAUGAUUGGUCAAGCAAGUACCAAUCACAUAAGCACCGGGGGCUGCUGUAAUGUAUCGUAUACAUUUUUUCUAUGUAUGUGUGCAUAGACAAAACAAUGUUAACUAGUUUCUCAAAUUGGUGACUGUGUGAUGUUUUUAUGACGUUUUAUUUUGGGCUUUUAUGAUGUGAAGCUCUUUGAACUGUUUGUUGCUGAAAUGUGUGAUGCAAAUA
Messenger RNA from Gambusia affinis (western mosquitofish), 4019 nucleotides. Its product is annotated as zinc finger protein OZF-like. The coding region runs from base 338 to 1603 and encodes 421 amino acids. Gene Ontology annotation, molecular function: DNA-binding transcription factor activity, RNA polymerase II-specific; RNA polymerase II transcription regulatory region sequence-specific DNA binding. The transcript has 2 exons. Gene Ontology annotation, biological process: regulation of transcription by RNA polymerase II. The record is from RefSeq and is a predicted model, not a curated record. Gene Ontology annotation, cellular component: nucleus. Lineage: Eukaryota; Metazoa; Chordata; Actinopteri; Cyprinodontiformes; Poeciliidae.